Molecule: messenger RNA, 624 nt
Organism: Bipolaris oryzae ATCC 44560
Lineage: Eukaryota; Fungi; Ascomycota; Dothideomycetes; Pleosporales; Pleosporaceae
Exons: 1
Coding region: 1-624 (207 amino acids)
Source: RefSeq, a predicted model, not a curated record
AUGAGGCUACUGAAUACCGAAACACUCGAACUAACUUCCUUCGUUGGCCAAGUACUGGACUACGUCAUCCUGUCACAUCAAUGGGAAGAAGAAGAGGUAGUCUUUGAGGAUGUCUCCAAAGUUCCUCUCAGCCGCCAAACCAACCGAGCUAGAGCGAAGCGAGGGUUUGCCAAAGUUCUAGGCACUUGUGCCCUCGCGGUCAAGGACGGCUUCAAAUGGGUCUGGAUUGACAGCUGCUGCAUCGAUAAGUCCAGUUCUUCCGGGUUACAGGAAUCGAUCAACUCAAUGUUUCAAUCGUACCAGCGAGCACAGAUUUGCUACGCAUAUCUCAGCAAUGUUGCAGACAUCUCCUCUGGCUGGGGUGAAGCUUUCAGUAGAAGUCUGUGGUUCACUCGCGGAUGGACACUGCAGGGGUUGCUAGCCCCUUGCACCGUAGAGUUCUAUUCGGCAGACUGGAGACCAAUAGGAACCAAGUUUUGCCGAUCCAAACAAGUCGCCUCCAUCACAGGGAUCGAAGUUGCGGUCCUGGAGUCUGACUGGGUGACUGCAGAAGAUAAAUUAUCUGCUGCACAAAAGUUAUCGUGGGCUGCACACAGACACGUAUACAAGGUGGAAGACAGAUGA